Messenger RNA from Carassius gibelio (silver crucian carp), 6599 nucleotides. RefSeq names its product dynein axonemal heavy chain 11. NCBI's taxonomy places the organism in Eukaryota, Metazoa, Chordata, Actinopteri, Cypriniformes, Cyprinidae. Bases 80 to 6064 code for a protein of 1994 amino acids. The transcript has 40 exons. Gene Ontology annotation, biological process: microtubule-based movement. Gene Ontology annotation, molecular function: ATP binding; dynein light intermediate chain binding; dynein intermediate chain binding. The record is from RefSeq and is a predicted model, not a curated record. Gene Ontology annotation, cellular component: dynein complex.
CUUUCGGGAAUGAUGGGUGAUGUAGUCCAGCAUCUCAGACUGGACUAAGACUCCAUGGAAGGAGAUCAAUGUGGAACAGAUGGAUAUGGAGCUCAGAAGGUUUGCUAAGGAGAUGAAGACUCUGGACAAAGAUGUGCGAGCGUGGGAUGUCUACAGCGGUCUGGAAUCCAUCGUUAAGAAUUCGUUGACAUCACUGAGAGCUGUUAACGAGCUUCAGAACUCUGCUGUCAGAGAAAGACACUGGCAACAGCUCAUGCGCACAACAGGGGUGAGUUUUGUGAUGGAUGAGAACGCCACACUUGGUGAUCUCUUAGAGCUGCAGCUCCACCGUGUGGAGGAGGAAGUGAAGAACAUUGUGGACAAAGCAGUCAAAGAGAUGGGAAUUGAGAAGAUUCUUGGUGAGAUCAAGCAGACAUGGUCCAUGAUGUCUCUGACAUAUGAGACACACACAAGUACUGGAACACCUCUGCUCAAGGCUGAUGAAAACCUCAUUGAAACCCUGGAGGACAACCAGGUUCAGUUGCAGAAUAUUCUCAUGAGUAAGUAUGUGGAGUAUUUCAUGGUGGAGGUGAGCGGCUGGCAGCGGAAGCUGGUGGUUGCUGAUCUGGUGAUUGGCACAUGGUUGGCGGUUCAGCGCACCUGGGCUCACCUCCAGAGCAUUUUUACAAACUCUGAGGACAUCCGGAACCAGCUGGCCCACGAUGCAGAGCGGUUUCAGGGCAUCCACCAGGACUUCCAGAGUUUAAUGAGCACUGUCGUGGAGAUUGAUAAUGUGAUAAAAGUCACUAACCAGCCAGGCUUCAUGGAGCAACUUGAGACUCUUCAGCAAAGAUUGUCAGUGUGCGAGAAGGCUCUGGCUGAGUAUUUGGAGACAAAGCGUUUGACAUUUCCACGCUUUUACUUCGUCUCAGCUAGUGAUUUGCUGGAAAUAGUUUCUAAGGGAACUCAGCCCAGAGAGGUGACUCGACACUUGCUGAAGCUCUUUGACAAUCUGGCUGAUCUCAGCUUUAAAGAAGAGGAAGAUAAUGGAGGAUUGGAUCCCAAAACACCUGUUGCCUUAGGAAUGUACAGUAGAGAGGGAGAGUAUGUGCCCUUCUCACAGCCCUGUGUGUGUGAGGGACAGGCUGAGUGUUGGCUGAAUGCUCUGGAGAAGGCCAUGUGUUCCACUGUUCGCCAGGAGAUCUCUGAAGCUGUGGCAGCAUAUGAAGACAAGCCCCGAGACCAGUGGCUCUUUGACCACCCAGCACAGGUAGCACUGACUGGAAGUCAAAUUUGGUGGGCGACAGAUGUGGGCAUUGCCUUUGAGAGGGUGGAGGAGGGUUUUGAGACUGCUUUGAAAGACUACAACCGAAAACAGAUCAGUCAGCUGAAUUCUCUGAUAAACAUGCUCCUGGGUGACCUCACUCCUGGAGACAGACAGAAGAUCAUGACCAUCUGCACUAUCGAUGUCCACGCUCGUGAUGUGGUUGCUAAACUCAUAUCUCAGAAGGUCACCAGUGGACAGGCAUUUGCGUGGCUUUCGCAGUUACGGCAUCGAUGGGAUGAGAAACAGAAGCACUGUUACAUCAACAUCUGUGACGCACAGUUUCAGUUCUCAUACGAGUAUCUAGGGAAUACCAACAGACUGGUCAUAACACCACUCACUGAUCGAUGUUACAUCACUCUGACUCAGUCUCUGCACCUCACCAUGAGUGGCGCCACCUCUGGUCCGGCUGGAACUGGCAAGACAGAAACCACUAAAGACCUAGGCCGAUCACUCGGCAUCAUGGUCUAUGUGUUCAACUGCUCAGAGCAAAUGGACUACAAGUCCAUAGGUAAUAUCUAUAAAGGCUUGGCCCAAACAGGAGUGUGGGGUUGUUUUGAUGAGUUUAACAGGAUUUCAGUGGAGGUUCUGUCUGUGGUCGCUGUGCAGGUGAAAACCAUUCAGGAUGCAGUCCGCAAUAAGAAACAAAGGUUUCACUUCCUGGGGGAGGAGAUUGAGUUGAGGCCUACAGUUGGGAUCUUCAUCACUCUGAACCCUGGAUAUGCAGGGAGAACUGAACUACCAGAGAACCUUAAAGCGCUUUUCAGGCCAUGUGCAAUGGUGAUUCCUGAUUACGAGUUGAUCUGUGAGAUCAUGUUGGUGACCGAAGGUUUUUUAGAUGCACGUUUGCUCGCACGCAAGUUCAUCAGCCUCUAUACACUCUGCAAAGAGCUGCUUUCCAAACAGGAUCAUUAUGACUGGGGCUUGAGGGCCAUAAAGUCAGUCUUGGUUGUUGCUGGCUCACUGAAGAGGGAGGACAGGAGCCGGCCUGAAGAGCAGGUGUUAAUGCGUGCUCUACGAGACUUUAAUCUGCCGAAGGUUGUAACAAGUGACGUGCCAAUAUUCUUGGGUCUGAUAAGUGACCUCUUUCCUCUUCUGGACAUCCCACGCAAAAGAGACCAAGAGCUUGAACAGAAUGUGCGCCGGUCGGUCGCUGAACUUCACCUACAGCCAGAGGAGAACUUCAUACUCAAGGUGACCCAGCUGGAGGAGCUGUUGGCAGUGAGACACUCUGUUUUUGUUGUGGGCGGACCUGGAACAGGAAAAAGUCAGAUUCUAAAGACGCUGCAUAAGACCUACUCUAACAUGAAACUGAAGCCCAUCUGGACUGAUAUCAACCCUAAAGCUGUCACCACUGAUGAGCUGUUUGGCUUCCUGCACCCAGCUACACGGGAGUGGAAAGACGGUCUGUUUUCUUCCACUAUGAGAGAACUCUCUGCUAUAUCCCAUGAUGGGCCGAAGUGGAUUGUUCUAGAUGGAGACAUCGACCCUAUGUGGAUUGAAUCACUUAACACCGUCAUGGAUGAUAAUAAGGUGCUCACCUUGGCCAGUAAUGAGCGGGUAUCACUGACCCCCUCCAUGCGUUUACUGUUCGAGAUCAGCCACCUGAAGGCUGCAACCCCGGCUACAGUAUCUAGGGCUGGAAUUCUUUACGUGAAUCCUCAGGAUCUGGGCUGGAGUUCGUAUGUGACAAGCUGGAUAGACACCCGUCGGGCCCAAUCUGAGCGAGCAAAUCUCACUAUAUUGUUUGAUAAGUAUGUUCCCUACUGUCUGGAGCAGGUCAGAUGCAACCUUAAGACAAUCACACCUAUACCUGAGUCAAGCAUGGUACAGACGCUGUGUUGUCUGCUGGACUGCUUACUAACCGAAGAAAACACCCCUCCGGACUCUCCACGUGAGCUCUACGAGCUCUAUUUUGUGUUUGCUUGUGUCUGGGCCUUUGGAGGGGCACUAUUUCAGGACCAUCUAAUUGACUAUCGUUCAGAGUUCAGUCGUUGGUGGUGUAAGGAGAUGAGAGCCGUGAAGUUUCCCUCUCAGGGUUCAGUGUUUGAUUACUACAUCGACCCAAACACCAAACGGUUCACUCCGUGGAGUGAACGCACACCUCCCUUUGAGCUGGAUCCUGACAUCCCUCUGCAGACGGUGUUGGUCCACUCAGCAGAGACAAUCAGCCUGACAUACUUCAUUGAGUUACUUCUGCAGAAGGGGAAGCCAGUGAUGUUGGUAGGAAAUGCUGGUGUAGGGAAAACUAUCCUGGUCUGGGAUAAGAUUGCCAAACUCAAAGAGGAAUUCAUGGUCGCAAAAGUACCUUUCAAUUACUACACGACCUCAGCCAUGUUACAGCGUGUGCUGGAGAAGCCUUUGGAGAAGAAGGCAGGCCGGAAUUUUGCACCUCCUGGCACUAAAAAACUUAUCUACUUUGUGGAUGACAUGAACAUGCCUGAGGUAGAUGCUUAUGGCACUGUUCAGCCUCAUACCCUUAUCAGACAGCACCUUGACUACUCCCACUGGUAUGACCGUCAGAGACUAGUACUCAAGGAGAUUCAUAACUGUCAGUACAUCACCUGCAUGAACCCAACAGCAGGAAGCUUCUCAGUCAAUCCUCGACUACAGAGGCAUUUCUCAGUGUUUGCUGUACACUUCCCUGGUGUGGAGGCUCUGAGCACUAUAUACAGCAGCAUUCUGAGUGGUCAUUUCCAGCAGGGUGGCUACAGUUAUGGUGUUAGUCGCAUGACCAACACACUGGUCCAGGCUGCCAUCUGCCUUCAUCAGAAAAUGAGCCAGAAUUUCCUUCCCACAGCCAUUCGGUUCCACUACAUUUUCAACCUCAGAGACAUUUCAAACAUCUUCCAGGGAAUUAUCUUUGCUCUGCCAGAGCAAGUGCGGUACCCUAUAGACCUAGUUCACCUAUGGCUGCAUGAGUCUUCUCGUGUGUACUCAGACAAACUGAUGGAGGAGAAAGAUGUGGAGCUUUUCAACAAGAUUCUGCUAGACACAGGCAAAAGAUACUUUGAAGGUAUAGAUGAGUCUAUUUUAAUUAACCAGCCAUUGAUCUUCUCCCAUUUCGCUCACGGUAUGGGUGAGCCACGUUACGCACAGGUGACUGACCUUGAGAAGCUUCAGAAGACACUGAUGGAUGCUCUUGAGCACUACAAUGAGCUCUACUCUGACAUGAACCUGGUGCUGUUUGAAGAAGCCAUGCAACACAUUUGUAGGAUAAGUCGUAUUCUUGAGUCUCCUGUGGGGAAUGCCUUGCUGAUUGGAGUAGGUGGUAGCGGGAAACAGAGUCUGUGUCGGUUGGCUGCUUUUCUCAGCGUCCUGGAAGUAUUUCAGAUCACACUGAGAAAGGGUUACGGCAUCGGUGACCUGAGGAGUGAUAUCGCUGCACUGUACAUAAAGGUGGGAGUGAAGAAUAUUGGCACUGUCUUCCUGCACACAGAUGCCCAGAUUCCUGAUGAAAGAUUCCUGGUGCUAAUCAACGACAUGCUAGCAUCAGGAGAUAUACCUGAUCUAUUCAGUGAGGAAGAGGUUGAUAUGAUUGUCACCUCUAUUCGAGUGGAGUUGAGGGCGCUUGGUCUGCUGGACACACGUGAAAACUGCUGGAAUUUCUUCAUUGAUCGAAUACGCAGACAGCUUAAGGUGGUGCUGUGUUUCUCUCCGGUUGGCUUCACUCUUCGUACACGUGCACGGAAGUUUCCAGCUAUUGUGAACUGCACCGCCAUUGACUGGUUCCAUCCUUGGCCCCAGCAUGCAUUGCAGUCUGUCAGCAGCACUUUUAUACAAAAUAUCUCUGGCCUGGAGCCGGCGGUAAGAGUGUCCAUCAGUGAGUUUAUCUCUUUCGCUCACACUAGUGUGAAUGAAGUCAGCAUAAAGUAUCAACAGAAUGAAAAACGCUUCAACUACACCACACCCAAGAGCUUCCUGGAGUUCAUGAAACUUUAUGGCAACUUGCUAGGGACAAAAAGAAAAGAACUGAGCCAGAAGAUGGAACGCCUGGAAAACGGCCUGCAGAAACUACUGACCACUGCAUCACAGGUGGAGGAUCUAAAGGCUAAAUUGGCCAUACAGGAAGUGGAGCUGCAACUAAGAAACACUGAUACUGAAGCUCUCAUCGCUAAAAUCGGACAGCAGAGUGAGAAACUCAGUCAAGAGAGGAGUGUAGCAGAUGCAGAGGAGCAAAGAGUUGAAGCGAUCCAAGCAGAAGUGACCAAGCAGCAGCAGGAGAAUGAAGCAGACCUGGCAAAAGCAGAACCAGCUUUACAGGCAGCUAAUGCAGCACUCAACACACUCAACAGGUUAAACUUAACAGAGUUGCGGACAUUUCCGAAUCCUCCUGCCAUCGUAUCUAAUGUGUCUGCAGCUGUUCUGGUGCUGUUGUCUCCUAAUGGCCGCAUCCCAAAAGACCGCAGCUGGAAAGCAUCUAAAGUUGUCAUGAGUAAAGUGGAUGACUUCUUACAGACACUGAUUAAUUUUGAUAAAGAGCAUAUCCCUGAAGCCACAGUGCGUGUGGUCAAAGAAGAGUAUCUGAGGGAUCCAGAGUUUAAUCCAGAGUUUGUGCGUCUGAAAUCAUCUGCAGCGGCCGGUCUCUGUGCCUGGGUCAUUAACAUCAUACGCUUCCACGAGGUUCUGCUCCCUUACACUAUAAUAAUCAUUCAGAACGAAUGCAGUCUAAGUUACAUGAAAAAUUUCAAGAUCUUUCAUUUAAUACUUAAAAUCUUUUGCAAAAAAUCUGAUGUUUGGCAGUGUGAUUUCAGUUUUUGAGAACAGUUAAUAGGGAUUGCAUUGUUGUGUGACUCCCAUUCUCAUUGUGUUUGUUUUGUGAUUGUAUUAUUUACAGUAUAUUUUUCUGCUUCUCUCCUCUAUGCUGCUCUUUCCAGACAUAUGUGAGUAAACAACUGAUAAUCCGUUUAGAUCAAUAAAUCAUACAAUAACAUAGUACUUGAAACAAGAACAUUUCUGUGCAGCCUUAAAGACCAUAUGUAAUUAUUUAGUUUUGAUUGUAAUUAUUUUUGUAUAUUGUCCUUUAUACCCUACUCUUCAUAGGUUUUUAUCAGUAAGAUGAUUUUUUUUAGCAAAGAUGCAUUACAUUUAUUUAAAGUAAUAUUUGCCAUUAAAAGAAUACAUUCCAUUUAAAAAGAAAACAAAUAUAUUUUAUGUAAUGCUGUUGUAAUAUUUCAAAAAUUAUUCUUUUUACUGUAUUUUGGUUAAAUAACUGCAAUCUUGAUUAAAAAUCUUUCUGACCCCAUCCAUACUUUUGAACAGUAUGUAUUGAUUGUAGUCAUCUGUUAUGAUUAUU